This is a messenger RNA of Tachysurus fulvidraco (yellow catfish), 3880 nucleotides long. It is a transcript of the gene dym, whose product is annotated as dymeclin. The transcript has 17 exons. Bases 276 to 2288 code for a protein of 670 amino acids. The record is from RefSeq and is a predicted model, not a curated record. NCBI's taxonomy places the organism in Eukaryota, Metazoa, Chordata, Actinopteri, Siluriformes, Bagridae. Gene Ontology annotation, biological process: Golgi organization. Gene Ontology annotation, cellular component: Golgi apparatus.
GUGGACUGCACGUCAAAGCUGUUAGUUGUGAAUGGUGGCUAACGUGUCAUGCUAACGUCUUUGGGCUCUUUGAUAUUCCGUAUUUUGACACGUCGACCUGCAGGAAGGAUAUUUAAGGAUAUAUAACAAGGACCGACAUAGACGCCAUAUUUCUAGGGUUUACAGUGUGAUGAAUAUCUGAGGAAGUGUGUGUGUGUGUGUGUGUGUGUGUGUGUGUGUGUGUGUGUGUGUGUGUGUGUGUGUGUGUGUGUGAGACAGAGUGAGUGCUUGGGGCGAUGGGUGCCAACACCAGCCAGGUGAGUGACCUGUCGGAGAGUCCGAGCAUCCGCACUCUGAUUGGUCCAGAACCCAUUACGGAGAACGAGCCCUUCUGGAACCAGCUCAUCUCAUUCACCUUCACCAGUCCAUCCUGCAGUGCUGAUGCUAAGCUCCUGGAGGAGGCCGUCAUCCCCCUCGCUAAAACUUUAAUCAAGAACAAUCCUAGAUCAGGGAACUUUGGCGCGUUGGUGAGAGUGUUCCUGGGUAGAACCAAAGAGCUGAAGAUCUCCACUGAGUGUCAGGAUCAGCUGUUCAUCUGGCAGGCCCAUAAUGCUCUGUUCCUGCUGCGCUGCCUGCUCAAAGUCUUCAUCAGGGAGAUGAAUGAAGAGGAGCUGCACUUACAGUUUACCUACCACACGAGGGCGCCAGGAUCCUGCGACACAAGCAGCGAGGAGCUGAUGGAGGAACUGAUCUGUAACUUGGUGCAUCUCAUCGUGGAGGUGCCUCUGCUAGACAUCACUUACAACAUUCUGUUCGAGGCGGUGACCACCCUGCUGGUUCUGUUGUCCUAUCAGCUGUUCCACAAGGACAUCCUGAGGGAGGGGCGUGUUUAUCGGUGCCUCACCAGGGGGCGAUGCCUUUCUCUGACUAGUCGCUUGGUGAAGACUCUGCUGUAUAACUUCGUGCGGCAAGAGAAAUGUCCUCCACCUGCAGCGCAUAUCUUCCAGCCACAGGCAGACGGAGGAGGUCUUCUGUACGGCCUGGCCUCAGGGGUAGCCAGUGGAUUAUGGAGCGUGUUUACUUUGGGCGGAGCCAGCAGCAAACCCGGGGCGGAGCAGGAACACAAUCCGUUACCACUGUCCAAUCAGAGCCUGUUAUUACUGCUGGUCCUGGCCAAUCUGACAGACGGCCCCGACUGGCCCAACCCUUACAGACAAGCCAUCACCUGCUUCAAAAAGAACCAAGAUACGUCCUCGAUUCCAUCUCCUCAGCCUCACAUGUUUCAGAUCAACUUUAACAGCCUGUACACGGGGCUGUGUGAGCAGCAGAAGUCAGACCAGGUGACGCUCCUCCUCUACACUCUGCUGCACCAGAACUCCAACAUGAAGACCUACAUGCUCUCCAGAACCGACAUGGAGAACCUGGUGAUACCAAUUCUGGAGAUUCUUUAUCAUGUGGAGGAGAGAAACUCCCACCAUGUUUACAUGGCCCUCAUCAUCCUCCUCAUCCUCACCGAGGAUGACACAUUCAACCGCUCUAUACACGAAGUGAUGCUGAAGAACAUAAGCUGGUACACAGAGCGAGCUUUAACAGAGAUUUCUCUCGGCAGUCUGUUAAUCCUCGUGGUGAUUCGCACCAUCCAGUUCAACAUGACGCGCACCAGGGAUAAGUAUCUACACACUAACUGCCUAGCAGCUCUGGCCAACAUGUCUGCCCAAUUCCGCUGCCUCCACCAGUAUGCUGCUCAGCGCAUCAUCAGUCUGUUUGCACUGCUGUCUAAGAAGCACAAUAAGGUGUUGGAGCGAGCCACACAGUCUCUACAGAGGACACUGGGAGCAGAUGGCACGGCGCUGCCCGACUACGCACAGGACCUCAGUGUGAUCGAGGAGGUGAUCCGCAUGCUGCUGGAGAUCAUAAACUCCUGUCUGUGUAACUCGCUGCAUCACAACCCCAACCUUGUGUAUGGACUUCUCUACAAGAGGGAACUUUUCGAACAGUUUCGCUCACAUCCUUCCUUCCAGGACAUCAUGCAGAACCUAGAUACGGUUAUCGGAUUCUUCAGUCAGAGGUUGGAGCAGGCAGGAAGCGACCUGUCUGUAGAAAGAGUCCAAGAGGUCAUCAAGAAAGGAGCCGUCGCCCUGCCUCAAGACCGCCUGAAGAAGUUUCCGGAGCUAAAAUUCAAGUACGUGGAGGAAGACCAGCCCGAGGAUUUCUUCAUCCCUUACGUGUGGUCCUUGGUCUUUAACUCUGCAGUAGGUCUGUACUGGAACUCUCAGGGCAUUGAGCUUUUCAGCAUGGACUCAGCCUGAGAGAACGUUUGGUGAGUGUGUGUGUGUGUGUGUGUGUGUGCGCGUGAGCGUGUGUGUGUCUGGACGUUCCGCUUGACUGUCAGCUCGAAAAAGGCUUCGGAAAGUUUCUCGCAGCUUGAAGGUCUAAGGUGAGAAUCGGACAUGCACUCGUGACUUACCGGAUCACUUCCUCGUCAUCGGACUCCCGGGCUUCCGUCAUCUCCAGCGUCUUCUCUCAUCAGCAACGAGACGCCGAGGACACGUCAAUCAAAACACCGCACACUUACUGAACAAAGAGUCACCUGGGCGGGGAUGGGGGCGGGGCUGGGGGCGGGAUCGCACUAAAUUCUGGGAUCGGUACAUUUCUGCUGUGAAGCGAGCAUUCAUUACCGCUUCCGAAGCUUUUUUUUUUUGGGCCCUGAUUAUAAUGUGACGUUCGCUGUUUGUUUUUCAGUAGGUCAUGUAGGAAAGGUCAGGACUGAGAUAGAAUAAAGAACAUAUUUCUAGAUUUAAGUUUAUUUCUAAAUAUUUAGGAAAUGAACGAAUAAGAAAUCGGGUCAUUUCUGGAUUUCAGGCAGCGGUUCAGCUUUACUCAGAAGUCGAAAUAUUAAAGCUUUCUGCUCGUUUGCUUCUUUUGGUUAAACAAAUGACUUAUUUAUUCUCUGACCUGUUCCUUAUUUCAGCUCUUCAGCAUCUCGUAUAUAAUAUAACACUUUAGUUUUUUUUUUGUUUUUUUUUAUAUAUAUAUAUAUAAAAACGGCAGAAAUCGUUCCUUCUGUAAAACGAAUACAGAUCGUAAACAUAUUUUAGAUACUUAUAAACUCUAUUAAAUACUGUAAAAAUUUAUGUAUCAUUUUCGUGUAUUCAUGUAUCCAAUGGAUCGAUCCAUUAAUAAAUGCAUGGACGUGUCACAGCAUGUUUGGGACAGAAAAAUGCAUCUUUCUUUUUUUCAGUUUCUCACACUUUUUUUUUUCUCUCUAUUUUUCUCUCUCACACACACACACACUUCUUUCUGUCUGUUUUGUCACACUUUCCCUGUACGACGUGUGCGUCACAGUCUCCAUGUUUCUGUUACUGUUGUGGCUCAUAUUGUUACACCACGUUAAAAAGGUUUAUACUUACUUUUCUUUCAUCUGGCAACGUGUGUGAGAUCCGUGUAUCGUGACUCGUGUAGCGGCACGGACGGUAUUUUACAUAAGUUUAUAUUGUAAUAAAAACCAAAACACACACACACACACACACCAGAAGUAAUAGGACAGUUACUGAAUCACACUACACACACUUUCGACUGAUUUAUUUUUUCGAUUGAAUUGAUGACCUGUAAUUUAUAUUUUUUGCUAAGUUUGUUUUAGUGAUUUUUGGGACAGAGGAAAUGUAAGUCAUGGAGGAAGUACAGAAUGUUACACACUCAGGUAACACAGAGGAAAUAAUAAUAGUAAUAAUGUACCGUAUUUAGACUGCGAUCAGAACACAGUCUCCGUUCUUUCUUUCUUUCUUUCUGUUCACCGCUCUAUAAAUGAUAAUAAAUAAAAAUCUGAAUGUAUGUGUGUUCUUAACCUUUAACUAUUUGCCUUUGACUUUGAGUUUGAAAAUAAAUGAGAGUUGUUGUUUUU